GUUUUAUUGGCGCCAUCUCUAUUUUCCAUUUGUCAACAUUUGUUUCUCAGUUUUGAUUUUUGUUUCAAGUUUUUCUAACAAGACAUAAAGAUGACUCUACAAUUAUCAACUGGAGCAAUACAGGCUAUUAUCAAUGGUGAUACACCAGAAAAGCCAAUUUUACAAAUUAUAAGUUACAAAAAGAUUUCGUCAGGAGCUUCUGCCGAUAGAUACAGGUUAUUACUGUCAGAUGGACAGCUUAGUUAUUCACAUGCCAUGCUUGCCACCCAGCUGAAUGAGAUGAUGGAGGAGGGCAGGAUGGACAACUUGUGUGUCGUGCAGAUUGAUCGCUACCUCUGUAACACCAUUCACGGAGACAGGCGUGUAAUCAUUAUUCUUGACCUGAAUAUUCUGCAGAAAGGGUCAGAGGUCAGGGAGAGACUUGGCAACCCCCAGCAGUAUAAGUCUGGAGGUGAUGCUUCAGCUGCAGCUCCCUCAGAUCCACCAGCUCCAGCACAGAACGGACAAACAAACAACCAUGGCAAUGAUGCAAAACCUGUUCAGCCAAGUCCUUACAACAGAGCACCUUUAAUGAACCAGAACCAGUCAUCACGUCCAGGCUCCAACUACAGUGUGAAGCCGUCUUCCAGCCCGUCAACCCCGAACAGCAGCAGGGUGCAUCCCAUAGUCAGUCUUACACCCUAUCAAAAUAGAUGGCGGAUUCGUGCUCGAGUCACUCAGAAAUCUGGAAUCCGUACUUGGAGCAAUUCGCGUGGUGAAGGGAAAGUGUUUAGUGUUACACUUACAGAUGAAACGGGGGAAAUCAAGGCUACAGGUUUCACAGAUGUCAUUGACAAAUUUUACGAGUUUUUGGAAAUGAACAAGGUGUAUUAUAUUAGCAGAGCCACUCUAAAGACAGCAAACAAGCAGUAUUCAUCAGUGAAAAAUGAUUACGAAAUGACCUUCAAUAAUGACACCUGUAUAGAACUGUGUACAGAAGAUGUUGACUUGCCCAGCAUGUCGUUUGAUUUUGUCAAGAUUGAUGAACUUGAAAAACGACAAGCCAAUGAUUUGAUUGAUGUUAUUGGUGUUGUGAAAGUCUGUGCUGAUGUUUCCACGGUUAUUGGUCGACAGAGUCAGAAGGAAAUCACCAAGAGAGACCUUACUAUUGUGGAUCAGUCAGGCAUGAGUGUCAACCUUACACUGUGGGGCAGCGAAGCUUCAAGUUUCAGUGGAAACAACAAUCCAAUUAUUGCUGUUAAAGGUGCUCGCCUUUCUGAUUUUGGAGGUCGCUCUCUGUCUGUUUUGGCAUCAAGCCAGCUGAUUAUAAAUCCAGACAUAAAGGAAGCUCAUUUGUUGAGAGGCUGGUUUGACAGAGAUGGACAUCGACUGGACUUUGACUCGUAUCGCAGCGACACUGUUGGAGCAGGACAUGCUACAAAUUGGAAGCACUUCGGCCAAGUUAAAUCUGAAAAUCUUGGAAAUGGCGACAAACCUGAUUAUUUCACCAGCAAGGGCACGGUGGUCUUCAUGAGGAAAGAGAAUUGCAUGUAUAAGGCAUGUCCUACAGAGCAGUGUAACAAAAAGCUUGUCGACCAAGGCAACGGUUUGUUCAGAUGUGAGAAAUGUAACCGGGAGUUUCCAAACUAUAAAUGGAGGAUGAUUCUCUCGGCGAAUCUUGCAGACUUUGCUGACAAUCAGUGGGUAACAUGCUUCCAGGAAUCGGCAGAAACACUUCUCGGUCACAAAGCUGACGAACUUGGUCAUCUCCGAGAGACGAAUGAGGCAGCCUUUGAUCAGAUCAUCACAGAUUCCACGUUUAAAUCUUACAUAUUUAAACUAAGGGCAAAAAUGGAAACAUACAAUGAUGAAAGUCGCUUGAAAACUGUGUGCGUAACUGCCACACCUAUGGACUGGAAGGAGUAUGGGAAGAAGCUGAUUGAAGAUAUUACACGACUCACAACUUAACUGUUUGACAGACCUGAUUUUAUUAUCCAUGUGGUUCAACAUAACCGAGUUAAUAAUAAUCAUACGAAGCACACGUGUAAUAAGAAUUGUAAUGACUUAAUUUUGAGAAGUGACGUCAUAAUAUGAUGUUUGCUUCUCCAGUUCUAGCUCAGACUGCAUUUGAAAUUUGAUGUCAUUUCGUCGUCUCCUAGUUGUGGCUGAAACAUUUUGAGUUGGGUCGGGCAAUACAAAAAUCCUGACACUAGUUUUGUAAAAAUCAGUACGACAAACAAGCUCAUAUAAUAAUCUCUAUGUACUGAUGUGGGACAGGGCUUAUCUACCCUAGGGUACAUAAUUGAUGUUGGGAUCUUGGCAUUGCUCCCGACAAUCGCAGAUUUGUAAUAACUUGUUUAUAACCCUAUCCCGCAAUAAUACAUAUGAAAGAUUAUUUUAUCACAACAAACUUGUGUUGAAAAUCUUGAUUGUUUUUUAAUGAAAAUAUACACCAUGUUUUCACUUUCAUACUAAUAUGUCCUAUUACAAAAAUAUAUGUAUUGCCUUUGUCAAUCUGUCAACAACGGCUUUGAUUACAAUUGUAUUUUUUAAUCUGCUGUUUUAACUUCCUCUGCACAGGUAUCAUGAUACCUAGGUUUCCAUUUGUUGAACCAAAUGAAAUCUGCUUCUUGUUUUAUCUGUAACCGAAUUGGCUAUCUGUGUCUGACUUUUCCACCCAGUCAGUGUCAUAAGCGUCAGCUCUUCAACCCAGUGUGCCAGGUGAAAUCAAACUUGACAGAAGGUUAAGGCAUCAUCCAAUUUAUUUCUAGACCACCAGGAAGACUGAAGAGAUGGUUUAUCAGAUGGUCCUGACUUACUACUGGCACUGCUCCAGACAGUUCAACAAUUCCAUUAUUAAUGAUAAAAUUUAAGCUAGCCAUUUUUUCCAAAUAAAUGGACAAUAAAUGGUAACAAAAUUAAUUACUGAACCACAUUUCCCAUUAUCACCAUACAAACAAAAAAAUGUUUAAAAUUGUAAGUAAUAAUACUGGUUACAUCAUUAUAUUUCCCAAUGUAACCAUUCUUCAGAGUAUCACUGUUUAAAAACUUGAAAAAAAAGCUAAUAUUUUGUACAAAACCAUAUUGUUUACAGAU
This is a messenger RNA of Gigantopelta aegis, 3075 nucleotides long. Its product is annotated as replication protein A 70 kDa DNA-binding subunit-like. Gene Ontology annotation, molecular function: damaged DNA binding; single-stranded telomeric DNA binding. The transcript is spliced from 19 exons. Gene Ontology annotation, cellular component: DNA replication factor A complex; nucleus. Gene Ontology annotation, biological process: telomere maintenance via telomerase; DNA replication; meiotic cell cycle. Bases 91 to 1947 code for a protein of 618 amino acids. The record is from RefSeq and is a predicted model, not a curated record. NCBI's taxonomy places the organism in Eukaryota, Metazoa, Mollusca, Gastropoda, Neomphalida, Peltospiridae.